Ciona intestinalis (vase tunicate) is the source of this 2580-nucleotide messenger RNA. NCBI's taxonomy places the organism in Eukaryota, Metazoa, Chordata, Ascidiacea, Phlebobranchia, Cionidae. The record is from RefSeq and is a predicted model, not a curated record.
AUUUAUAUGUGCCCUGAAACACUCAAGUUUAAUUAAAAUAACAUCAAGUGGUUGUACAAGAGGAUUGCCAAUGCUGCUGCCAUUUGUGUUGCUACUACUUUACAGUGCUGGAUAUUUGUCAGCAAUUCAAUUGCCACAACCUGGAAACCAAGCAAAUGUUGCAACUGGAACCACAAACCUCAUGAUCACUGCAACAAUGUCAUAUAGGCAAUCUUCAUGUUCGUGGAAGGGAACAGGACUAACUAGCACAGAAUUUUACUUCUCUGCUUUUGGUAGUUGUCAGACUGUUACUUCAACUGCUACACAUAACAUUACAUGCACAAAUAUACCUGGGGGCUAUUCUACAAGUCUGACAUACCUUACUGCAAUGACAAGCAACACCAGCAUUUCACUAAGCUGUGAUUCUGCUGUUGUUUACUCAUUGUCAAUGAUAGUAAAAGAAUGUUCAUCUCCAACAUCCAACAAUGUUCCAGUCAACCCAUCAAGUGGUGUCUUCAACACUCAAGCUAACUUCCAGUGUUCCCAUGGUUCAACUUUAUUUUAUAUAAAUGGAACAACUGGAAACACUGCAACCAAAUGCCUUGCUACAGCAGAGUGGGAGAAUGAAAAGAUAGUUCAAUGUUGGUCAGCACCAACUGCUACAUUGAUUGGCAACAAUACCAUUUGGGCUGGAAACAUUGCUACAUUCCAAUGUAAUGCAGCUGGGGGUGUCCCUUCUUUGGACAGAGUUGAAAUUUAUUUCAAUAAUCAAAAUCAAACGUUGGUUGGAAACACAUGGACAAGCAAUCCACUGAGUAGUUCAAACAAUGGAGAUAUAGUGGAAUGUAGAGCUAUAAAUAGCUACACUGCCAUGCAGGAAUAUUCAAACUUGGGAAGAGACAGCAAGACAUUGAUUAUACACUAUGCAGCCGAAGGAUUUGCAGUGAAUGAUGGUACAACCAGCCACAGUAACAUAUGUACAUGGUAUAUUGCCCCACCUGGUCCAAGAUCAUGUACCAUCACAUUCUCACUUAACCCAACUACUUAUACAACCACUUUAACAAAGGAUGGAGCCAUGGUAACGAAUGAUGCAACUAAUCAGCCACAAACAUCAACAUCACAAACUUUUGUUUUUACUCGAAACCAGCCAUCAUUCAAUGAUAGUGGGAAUUAUACAUUAAGAAUCAACAAUGGAAUAUUUGAAAAUACUUUCACAUUCAAUAUAUCAGUGAUAAAUGAAGUGCAACCUACAACAACAAUAACAACUCCCGCAACUAGUGUACAACCUACAACACAAGUCCCAACAACUGGUGGUACAUCACAGUCCAUCCCACCACCAGAUAACUUGGGUGUUAUAAUCGGAGCUGUGUUAGGUGUAGUGGGAGCUCUUAUAUUGAUCAUCAUUCUUGUUUAUCGCAUUUUUAUCAGACCAAACAAGAAAGAUGUAACUGUUGCUAUACUCAAUCCCGAAAUUCCUGGAUCUUUCAAACUACCACGUUAUGUUGAUAUCACCCUUCCACAAGAAGUGUCAUACGAAAACUUAAAAGAAGAAAAUAUUGAUCCAAGCUCAACAAAUUAUGAAAACAUGAGAAACAACGUAUCAGUUCAACGAGAUGAAGAAGGCUAUGUUGAACUAAAGCAACUGGAUCCUUGUGGACAGGUUGUAACCAGUAGUGAGAAUGGUGGGUAUGAAACAGCCAUUGUUAGAGUGAACAAGGAACCAGAAUACGUGAGCAUUGCCCAACUUCCACAACCACUGUAUGAGCCUAUUAAUCCACCGCCCUGACAAAGUAGACACUGCGUACGCCUCUUGCCCAGAAAUGGUUUCUAUGCUUGACACUGCUACCAUUGCAUGUGUCCUAGGACAAGACACUUAAGGGUUGUCUUAAUUGUCAGCCAUGCAUUACAAAAAAGGGAAAUAAUAUUUUAUGUCCCAUUUCAGUAACCAAUUUAUUAUAAAAGAUCACUUUGUAAGAUGUGAUAGUUUGAAUUUUAUUCAAUAAUCGAUUCAGCUUUAUGUUAUUAUGUUUUUAUUUUAAUGUUUUGGUUUUUAUUUUUAAUGCUUUGGAUUUUUAUAAUAUAUGGUAAACUGGGGUAAGAUGGGACGUUUUUAUUCUCUUUUUAGUUCUAUUAGGUAAUAAACCAGAAAAAAAUAAAGAAUUAUAUGACUAUAGCCAUUGAUUCUGAAAGAGCUCAAAAAAAAUGUUUAACAACGAUCAGGAAAAAUUGGAUAUUCGUGUUAACAAUCCGAUCUUAUCCCAUUGUAAUAUAGCCUACACCUAAAUAUUUUUAUACAGAAUGUGUUAUAUUAUCUCUUUUACUAUAGAAGGGUUACUGCUGUUGUGGUAACUUUUUAAGAUUGUGUUAAACUCUCUGUUAAUAUUUGCCAAUCAAUGUGAAUAACAUGAUUUCUGAUCUACAUUGUGCGCUCGUAUAGUCAUGUAAAGAUUUAAUGCUAAGCAUGCAGUAACUCAGUAUAAGUGAACAUCAGCAGUUGCUUUAUUGUCUGCCAUAAGUUAAAAUAAAUAUCCCAAUGGACGCGUAUGUAUUUGGGUAAGAUAUCUGCCAAACGAGGUUAAAUAAAUAAAAUCAUUUAGGCAA